GGCGGAGGUGUGGUAGUCUACACCUGGUUCACAUUAGCUUGAUUGACUCUCUGUCCUUUAUAGAGGGCCGGAGGUUCAGGUCUGGUGAUCUCUCAAUCCUCACAUCCAGAAAAGUUCACAAUGAUGAUGCGUGCAGCCGUGGGUCUCUGGGUCCUAUCAGUGGUGAUCUGCGCCAACAGCGUCUCCCUGGUGAACGAAGCAAACAAAGAGUUUUCCUUCCGACUCUACAGGAAGUUGGCAGCUCAUGCUGACUCUCAGGGAAAGAAUAUCUUCUUCUCCCCAUUCAGUGUGUCAACCGCCUUGGCUGCGUUGUCCGUGGGAGCGCAGGGGCAGACUCACCGUCAGCUUUUCAGUGGUCUGGGCUUCAAAAGCUCCCUGACGCAGACAGAUGUGGACCAGGCCUUCCAGACAUUCCUUCAGAUGGCCAACAACUCCUCUCAGGAGGACGCCAGCGAAGGGACAGCUGUGUUCGUGGACAACCGCUUCAAGCCGAAACCAAAGUUCCUGCAGACCCUGAAGCGGUCGUACUUUGCCGAUGGGUUCAAUGUGGACUUCAGCCAAGCCACAGAAAGUGCUGAUACCAUCAAUAAUUAUGUGACUGAGAAGACCAAUGGGAAGAUUGACCAGCUGGUGGAAAACCUGGAUCCAAACACAGUCAUGUAUCUCAUCAGCUACAUCUACUACAAAGGAAAGUGGGCAACUCCGUUUGACCCUGAACUCACCGAGCAGGACGACUUCAACGUGGACAAGAACACAAAGGUUCCAGUCUUCAUGAUGAAUUUGGAGGAUCAUUUCUACAUUUAUUAUGACGACAAGUUGAAGACUACGGUCCUUCGGCUCUCCUUCACCAGCUCCUACUCCAUGCUGCUGAUGUUGCCUGACGUCAUGGUAACGCUGGAAAACGGCAUCUGCCCGAACCACGUCACCGAAUGGUUGACUACAACUAUAAUGAAACCCAGGAGAUAUAAUGUAUAUAUUCCAAAGUUCUCCAUCAAGACUUCCUACAACCUCAACGAUGUGCUGUCAGAAAUGGGAAUGACAGACAUGUUUGGUGUUCGUGCAAAUUUGAGAGGCAUUUCAGCGAAGAAACGACUUGCUGUCUCUGAUGUUGUGCACAAAGCUACGCUGGACGUGGACGAGACUGGAGCCAAAGCUGCAGCUGCCACAGGCAUCGGCAUCGGACUGACCGCCAUCCGGUUCCCUGUCCCUGUGUUGAAGUUCAAUCGUCCAUUCAUGGUCAUCAUCGCUGAAAGUAACACUGAGAAAAUCCUCUUCUUGGGCAAGAUUAUCAACCCAAACAUCUGAUGGAUCAUCACUUUGUUUGCUUGAGCAGAGCUGUUGCAUCUCCAUAUAAAGCAAUCCGAAAAAACUUU
Messenger RNA from Perca fluviatilis (European perch), 1373 nucleotides. Its product is annotated as serpin A3-5-like. Gene Ontology annotation, molecular function: serine-type endopeptidase inhibitor activity. Lineage: Eukaryota; Metazoa; Chordata; Actinopteri; Perciformes; Percidae. The transcript is spliced from 6 exons. The record is from RefSeq and is a predicted model, not a curated record. Gene Ontology annotation, biological process: negative regulation of endopeptidase activity. Bases 121 to 1305 code for a protein of 394 amino acids.